This is a messenger RNA of Fimicolochytrium jonesii, 1639 nucleotides long. RefSeq lists its product as uncharacterized. Gene Ontology annotation, molecular function: protein binding. Bases 359 to 1267 code for a protein of 302 amino acids. The transcript is spliced from 4 exons. Lineage: Eukaryota; Fungi; Chytridiomycota; Chytridiomycetes; Spizellomycetales; Powellomycetaceae. The record is from RefSeq and is a predicted model, not a curated record.
AGGGUUAGACAUGGUGGCUUGGGACUCUUGGGAGGGAGGUUGCGGUCAACAAACAGCCCGCAGACGCCCUCGUCCUUUUGCCGGCCUUUCUAGCCCUCAGAAAAAGAGGGCCUGCAACACAAAGUCAUAACCACCCGCCCGCCCCCACUCGCACACUGCACUACCCACCCUUCCACUACUGCUGUACAGGAGCCGUUUCUUUCGGGGACGGACUGUCACCCGCUCACUUCAGCCACCGCAAUUCUAGGGAUUGUCGACUGGGGGCCAAAGAUUUCCCCCGCCCUCAGCAACACUCAACCAACGUCGUCCAAAACGUAACCACCACCACCACACUCACCCAACACACCCCUCACAAACAAUGCCCUCCAUCAAAACACUGGCUCUCACAGCUGGAGCCAUUCUCCUCUCGUCGUCUUUUGUCGCCGCUCAGAAUAACGUUCAUUUGGGCGCGGCUUGCACCCCAGCACAAGACCAGUUUGGUUGUGACGGCGUCACCUUUGUCUCUUGUGAUAAGGACCAACGCAAAUGGAUCACGCAAAAUCUGUGUACUGGGCCAUGCAUCAACGACCCUCCGUAUUCGUCAUUGUGCAGCUCAAACUCGCAAGUCGGCCCACUGGGAGCUGGCGCACCGGCCGCAACGACUAGCAACCCCGCCACCCCAGCAACAACCAACGCCGCUAACCCAGCAGGAUCCACAGGCGGCGCUGCGACUCCCAACCCCGCAUCCUCAGGUUCCGCCGCAUCCGCAACGGCGAACCCUUCCUCCACUGCAACUCCCACCACCAACAACUCCAACGCCAAUCAAGAUCCCAACGCAUCCUCCUCCUCCUCCUCCUCCCACAUCGGCGCAAUCAUCGGCGGGAUCGUCGGCGCACUCGUCCUCCUCGCACUCAUCGCCGCCUUCUUCAUCUACCGCCGCAGGAAAACGACCGGAAGUGCCACCAACACGCCGUUGAUGGGACCCACACCCCCAGUGACGUUUGCGUCGGCGGGCAAGCAGGAGAUGGGCGAGGCUGGUGGAGCGGGCGAGGGGAGCAGUUCGUCGGCGAUCGGGGGGAUUGCGGCUGGGUUGAGUGUUGCGUCGGUUUUGGAGAAGAACUAUGUCGUUCGUCACGAUUACCAACCUGCCGCAGAAGAUGAAGUGCAAUUGAAGGUCGGCGACAGGAUCCGUUUGGAUCUCCUGUUCAAUGAUGGCUGGGCGAAAGGAACGAACGAAACGACCGGUCAACAGGGGUUGCUUCCCGUUGCUUGUCUCCAGGACGCUUAAACUCUCCAACCGCGACACUUACCAAACGCGGCGUAACAUUCUUACACAUUCGCGCACAUGGACACUCUCCGCGUUUACUUGGACAUCAGUAACCUGUCUCUCUCACCCUAACCGAGAUCCCCCUUUCGGCGUAUAUACUGUAUGUUCCCACCACCACACCCUGACCACCGGAUGGCGUACCCCCCACCCACCCCGCCGCGCAUCCCCCAAUCCAAAACAAUUCACUACCCUUGUACCUUCUACUUCCCCUUUUUCCACGACUCUCUGUAAUCUAUGUGUACUGUAGCAUCCCCCACCCGCUCGUUUGUAUAUCUUGUAUCUGACGCUGUCGCUGGCGCUGAGGACGUGUGGAGAAUAGCAUGCGGAUUUUUU